AUGGCUUUGAAGAGGUGGGCUGUUCGGCAGAUCUCUGGAUUGCUAUCCGAUUAUUUGGAGGGCAUCACAGAGCAGAACUUGCAGGCCUCCUUGAGUUUGGAAGUGGGCGAGGUAGAGAUACGGCACGUCCGUAUUCAUUCGGAACUUUUACACGACCAACGCCUUCAACUACUCAGCAGCGAUGUCAGCGUGUCAGCCAGGAUUCCUUGGCGAAAUCUGGGUUCCGAAGCAACGGUCAUCACUGUGCGAGACGUAUGGGUCGAGGUGAAGCCGGAAGAGCCUGGAAGUGUUGAGGCCAAAGAAGCGGCAGAGGAGUUGCAGAGGUGGCGUUCAAGGCGGCGAAGAAAAGUAGAGGUUCAGAUGGAAAGAGCCAGAGCUGUUGCGGACCAAGAGGAGGACAACCAGCCUCGGCGCGGCAUGGCUGCGAGGUUUGGCCAUGCAGCUUUGCGGCAGUUGCAGGUGCAGGUUGAUGGUUUGAGAGGCCGUGUGCAUCCAAAGGCACCAGCCUACCCUGUCAUGGAACUCUCGAUUCUACGGCUGGCUCUGCAUGAGGGGCAUGCAAGCCCGGAACGAUUAAAUGAAGUCCCCAAAGAAGUUCAAAGACACCCAGCUUCUUUGGACAAGAUUCUGGAGUUGGCCGGCCUUUGCGCUCAGCUUUCGAAUCCGACAGGUACUGCAGCAUCUGUGUGGCCAGCUCUUCGGUUUGUUCCUCAAGCUUGGAGAGCCACCGCUCGGUUCGCCCGUUUUGAGCCAUGCCAUUGA
Messenger RNA from Durusdinium trenchii, 762 nucleotides. Lineage: Eukaryota; Dinophyceae; Suessiales; Symbiodiniaceae. The record is from the annotation of a GenBank genome assembly.